Molecule: messenger RNA, 1464 nt
Organism: Myotis lucifugus (little brown bat)
Lineage: Eukaryota; Metazoa; Chordata; Mammalia; Chiroptera; Vespertilionidae
Gene: DPF3
Product: double PHD fingers 3
Exons: 9
Coding region: 23-1096 (357 amino acids)
Cellular component (GO): nucleus
Source: RefSeq, a predicted model, not a curated record
UAUUCUGUUACAUUGUAGCAAAAUGGCGACUGUCAUUCACAACCCCCUGAAAGCGCUCGGCGACCAGUUCUACAAAGAGGCGAUCGAGCACUGUCGGAGCUACAACUCGCGGUUGUGUGCCGAGCGCAGUGUCCGGCUGCCCUUCCUGGACUCGCAGACCGGGGUGGCCCAGAACAACUGCUACAUCUGGAUGGAGAAGCGGCACCGGGGCCCAGGCCUUGCUCCGGGCCAGCUGUACACAUACCCCGCGCGCUGCUGGCGAAAGAAGAGAAGAUUGCACCCUCCUGAGGAUCCGAAGCUGCGGCUGCUGGAAAUAAAACCUGAGGUGGAGCUGCCCCUGAAGAAGGACGGGUUCACCUCAGAGAGCACCACGCUAGAAGCCUUGCUCCGAGGCGAGGGGGUUGAGAAGAAGGUGGACACCAGAGAGGAGGAGAGCAUCCAGGAGAUACAGAGAGUCUUGGAAAAUGAUGAAAAUGUAGAAGAAGGAAAUGAAGAAGAGGAUUUAGAAGAGGAUAUUCCCAAGCGAAAGAACAGGACCAGAGGACGGGCCCGUGGCUCUGCUGGUGGCAGGAGGAGGCAUGACCCCGCCUCUCAGGAAGACCACGACAAACCUUACGUCUGUGACAUCUGUGGCAAGCGCUACAAGAACCGACCAGGACUCAGCUACCACUACGCUCACACUCACCUGGCCAGCGAGGAGGGGGAUGAAGCUCAAGACCAGGAGACCCGGUCCCCACCCAACCACAGAAAUGAGAACCACAGGCCCCAGAAAGGACCGGAUGGGACAGUCAUUCCUAAUAACUACUGUGACUUCUGCUUGGGAGGCUCCAACAUGAACAAGAAGAGUGGGCGGCCUGAAGAGCUGGUGUCCUGUGCAGACUGCGGACGCUCUGCUCAUUUGGGAAGAGAAGGCAGGAAGGAGAAGGAGGCAGCGGCUGCAGCACGCACCACGGAGGACUUAUUCGGUUCCACAUCAGAAAGUGACACCUCAACUUUCCACGGCUUUGAUGAGGACGAUUUGGAAGAGCCUCACUCCUGCCGAGGACGCCGCAGUGGCCGGGGCUCGCCCACAGCAGACAAAAAGGGCAGUUGCUAAACCCAUGAAUGGACUCUCUGGGCAAUUAGCCAUCACCCUCUGACUUGGUCAUUGUUCUGGUUCUGACACAUUUUUUAAAAAAUGAAAGACAACCUUAGGUUUUCCCUUCAUCCUUGCUUUUUCCUCUUGCCUUCCACCCAUCCCUUCCCCCCUGCCCUCGAUUUUGAGUAUGUACAGCAGAAGCACAAACUACUGAAACAAAACAGAACAAAAGAGCAAACUAGUCCUUCAGAGAGAUGGCCUCGUGAUGUGCUGUUUAUUUUCCAGAGCAAUGAGAAGUUAGGCGAACUGUCUCUCGGGGGAGGGGAUCUUUUUGAUAUGAGCAGAGUUGAUUUCCUCAGUGUUCCUAUUUAUUGGCAAAAUGAGGA